Aspergillus luchuensis is the source of this 453-nucleotide messenger RNA. RefSeq lists its product as uncharacterized. The record is from RefSeq and is a predicted model, not a curated record. The coding region runs from base 1 to 453 and encodes 150 amino acids. NCBI's taxonomy places the organism in Eukaryota, Fungi, Ascomycota, Eurotiomycetes, Eurotiales, Aspergillaceae. The transcript has a single exon.
AUGAAGCCACUCCAGCUCAUCCCAACCCUCCUCCUCUCCCUCGUCCCUACGCUCACCCACGCAUCCGAUAGCGACGACAUUCCCUCCGGCGCCAAACUCUGCCAACCCCAAGGUAAAGGCAGCUGCCAAUUCGGCGUAUACCAAUUAUAUCCUGGUAUCGAUUGCUACCACCAAACGAUGAAUUCCGCCUACCUCUUCGAUCACGCAUGCAACAUCAUCGGCCACGUGGAGAACUUCACCCAGGGAGACGCCAUGACUUCGCAGCUGCCGUAUACUCUGGACAUUGAGAACGUUUUUGGUUAUCCAUCUUGCUACCUCAAAUAUGAGAUUGCGUACAGUGAUGGCUUGUAUGGGUAUAGCAUGCCCUCGGGAGGUGUUUGGGAUGACUGCGAGAAGGGCGAUGACUUUCUGUGCACUUGGUAUAGGGUGGCGUUUGACUGUCCUGGAUUCUAG